Molecule: messenger RNA, 948 nt
Organism: Symbiodinium pilosum
Lineage: Eukaryota; Dinophyceae; Suessiales; Symbiodiniaceae
Source: the annotation of a GenBank genome assembly
AUGCCACAUCUAGUGCUUUGGAUUUCAUGCACCACCAGUGUGCUGCAUGUUGCGUGGGCUGCACUGUUCAUUGUUGUCUUCCAAUGGGGAAAUACAGGAGCUGGUGCUGCCAACUGUGUGACGUGGACCUUGCAAUGGAUUAUUGGAUCCGCAGUGCUGGUUUGCAAGUCAUCUGCUCUCCACGCAACCUGGCAAGAGCUGCUCCUCUUUCAGCGAGAGGCUUUCAGGCAUUGGCCACACUUCCUAGAAGUGGCCGUGCCAGCCACCGUACAGGUUUGUAGCGAGUGGUGGUUUUGGGAGAUCUGUGCGCUGGUUGUGGGCUACCUUGGCCCCACCCUGCUCGCAGCCCACGUGGCUACGCUGAACUUGGUGGCGCUCAUCUCGAGGCCGACUCUUGCCUUGGGCACCGCAUCCUCCGCAGUGGUUGGCAAGGCCAUCGGCGCCCACCUUCUAGCGAAAGCAGAGCAGGUCUCCUGGCUCUGCGUCGGCUUGAAUGUUCUGGUGUGGGCCUUCGAAGUCCUGGCGCUUGUCCCUUUGAGCAAAUUUGUGGCCAUGCUGUUGACAUCUGACCAGGAUGUUCAAGCGCUUGUGCACAAGCUGCUGAACAUCUAUCUGAUCGUAUUUGGCUGGUUCGACAACACGCAGAACGUCAUGAGCGCUACUUUGCGUGGCCUUGGACUUCAACGCGCAGCUGCCACGGUUUCUCUUGUCAGUUUCUACCUCAUUGCGCUCCCAUUUGGUUGUGCUUUUGUGUGGCUGGUCAAUAUGGGCGUCAUGGGUAUGUGGUACUCUCUCGCCAUUGGAACGGGCACUGCUGUGGUGGCUCUCACAGUGAUCUUAUGCAAGGUCGAUUAUGUGCAACGUGCCAAAGAGUCUGAUGAGAGGAUACAGGCGAACGCGAUCAAGCAAGCGAGAACACUCAACCUUGAAAGUAAUGUAAGGGCCUGA